Messenger RNA from Paramecium sonneborni, 1154 nucleotides. Lineage: Eukaryota; Ciliophora; Oligohymenophorea; Peniculida; Parameciidae. The record is from the annotation of a GenBank genome assembly.
AUGCAAUAAUUUUACAUCAGAAGGAAGUAUUAAUUUAAUUCUAUAUAGAUUGUGCACCAUUAGAAUAUAUUAAUAAAAAAUUAAGCCAAGGAUAUUUAGGUUUUUUUAUCUCUGAUUCAGUUUUAAAUCAAUAGAAAGCCAAUAAUCCAUUUUCUUUAGUCUCUAAAUUGAUAACAACAACUAUUUCUUCAUAUUAAUACAAAUCUAUGACAUUGUGGAUGAGAAAAUCAAAACUUUAUGAUAAGGAAAACUUUUUCUAUUAUUUUGAGAAUAACGCUGAAUAUAGUGCUUUAUUGUUUGAUAGAUAAUCUGAAUAGGCAUUCAAUAUUUAGUAAAAUUCACUGAUUGAUAUAACUUUAUAUUUAGAUGACAGAGAAGCAUUAUAUUAUAGAACCUACAAUAAUAUUUUGGAUAUCUUAGGGUAAAUGGGAGGUUUAUUAGAAUUAAUGUUAUUUUUGGCAGGAACUAUUGUUAAGCCUUUCAACAAACUAUCAUGUGAUUUAUUUUUAGCAUCAGAAAUUUUUUAUUUUGAAAAAUCAAAUAGUUAGUAAAAAAUACAUCCUUAAGUUCAAGUAUUAGGAUAAGUUGAAGGACUUGUUAAUUAAAGUUAAUUUGCACAACUAAAAAAGUUCUUUAAAUUAAAAGCAUAAUAAAUUAAAUUAUUUGUUCAUUAAUAUUUAUUCACUUGUGGUAAAGAUAGACAAUUAAUUUAAUAAAGCAUUGUAUCUAUUUACGAUUAAAUUGAUAUAAUCUAUAUUAUUAAUAAAUUAAUAGAAAUAGAUAAGUUGAAGAAAAUAUUAUUAAAUGAUGAUUAACAAAUAUUGUUUAAUUAUAUCCAUAAACCUAAAAUUUAAUUAGGAAUCAGAGAAAAAAUGAAAGCAAGCAUCAAUUAAAAUUAUUAUGAUACUAGUAAGCUUUCUUUUGAAGAAGAAAUACUAUAAGCAUUCAAUUCCUACAAUAUGAUUAAGGAAAACAAUCAUUAAAAGUCUAAAAAAAUAAAUCAAAGCAUAAUAAGUCUCUUGGAUAGAGAUGUUAAACUAAUUUUUGAAAAUAAUGAUAAUUAAAAACUAUAAAAACAAACUUCAAUUUUAUAGAUCUAGUAAAUAAAUUCAGUAAACGAUUUGAGUCUUUAAGAAAACAGAGUUGAUAUUUGA